Molecule: messenger RNA, 3768 nt
Organism: Aspergillus calidoustus
Lineage: Eukaryota; Fungi; Ascomycota; Eurotiomycetes; Eurotiales; Aspergillaceae
Source: the annotation of a GenBank genome assembly
AUGGCUGACUAUGGCGAUGCCUACGAUGAGGAGUAUUACGAUGAUAUGGAUGAGGGGAUUACGUCCGAGGAUUGUUGGACCGUGAUCUCCUCUUUCUUUGACACCAAGGGUCUGGUCUCGCAGCAGCUGGAUUCCUUCGAUGAAUUCAUCUCGUCGACCAUGCAGGAGCUGGUGGAGGAGCAGGGCCAGGUGACCCUCGAUCAAACCCUUCCUCCUGCCGAAGACGAAAUCGACCCCGUCGUUGUCCGCCGAUACGAACUCAAAUUCGGAACCGUCAUGCUAUCUCGGCCCUCUGUCACUGAAGGUGAUGGAGCAACUACAAUCAUGUUGCCGCAGGAGGCUCGUCUACGCAAUCUUACAUACGCCAGCCCCCUGUAUCUCGGUAUCACAAAGAGAAUCAUGGAGGGACGAGAGCGUCUUGUUGCUGAUCGCGAUGAAGACGAUAUGAUGGAUUCGAACGAAGACCGAAAGGCGCAGGGAACUUAUCUUUCAUGGGAGCAAAAGGAGUUGCCCGCUGACCAGGCCAAAGAGGAAACUGUCUUCAUUGGAAAGAUGCCCAUCAUGCUCAAGUCCAAGUACUGUAUCCUCAAAGACUUGAGUGAGCAGGCCCUUUACAACUGGAACGAAUGCCCGUACGACUCUGGUGGUUAUUUCAUCAUCAACGGAAGCGAAAAGGUCUUGAUUGCCCAGGAGCGCAGUGCAGGAAACACGGUCCAGGUCUUCAAGAAAGCUCCCCCGAGUCCAACGCCCUAUGUGGCCGAGAUCCGCAGUGCUGUUGAGAAGGGCUCAAGGUUGCUUUCGCAAUUGGCCCUUAAGCUGUUUGCGAGGGGUGAUAGUGCCAAGGGCGGUUUUGGUCCUACCAUUAGAUCGACUCUCCCAUAUGUCAAGACCGACAUUCCGAUUGUCGUUGUAUUCCGUGCGCUCGGUGUUGUGUCUGAUGAAGAUAUUCUCAACCACAUUUGUUACGACCGAAAUGAUACCCCCAUGCUAGAGAUGUUGAAGCCCUGUAUUGAAGAAGGGUUCGUUAUUCAGGACCGUGAGGUUGCUCUGGACUUUAUCGCCAAGCGAGGUUCUUCUCAGUCCAGCAUGAAUCACGAGCGCCGUGUGAGAUAUGCCCGUGAGAUUAUGCAAAAGGAGCUGCUGCCUCACAUUUCUCAAAGCGAGGGCAGCGAGACCCGCAAGGCGUUUUUCCUGGGCUACAUGGUGCAUAGACUUCUUCAGUGCGCUCUUGGACGUCGUGAUGUCGAUGAUCGUGAUCAUUUCGGAAAGAAGCGUCUCGACCUUGCCGGUCCUUUGCUCGCCAACCUUUUCCGUGUCCUGUUUACUAGAGUCACACGCGAUCUUCAGCGCUACGUGCAGCGCUGUGUGGAAACAAACAGAGAAAUUUACCUAAACAUUGGUAUCAAGGCCAGCACCUUGACAGGUGGUCUGAAGUAUGCCCUCGCCACUGGUAACUGGGGCGAGCAGAAAAAGGCAGCUAGCGCCAAGGCUGGUGUGUCGCAAGUGCUCAGUCGUUAUACAUAUGCUUCUACACUUUCACAUCUUCGGCGAACGAAUACACCAAUUGGCCGUGACGGCAAGAUCGCUAAACCCCGCCAGCUACACAACACUCACUGGGGCUUGGUAUGUCCUGCAGAAACACCGGAAGGUCAGGCUUGUGGUUUGGUCAAGAACUUGGCUCUCAUGUGCUACAUCACUGUCGGUACUCCCAGCGAGCCCAUCAUUGACUUUAUGAUCCAACGAAACAUGGAAGUUCUUGAGGAAUUCGAGCCUCAAGUUACCCCAAAUGCAACCAAGGUGUUUGUGAACGGCGUCUGGGUUGGUGUUCACCGCGAUCCCGCGCAUCUCGUCAAUACUAUGCUCUCUCUGCGCCGACGGAACAUGAUCUCCCACGAAGUCAGUCUUAUCCGGGAUAUUCGUGAGCGUGAAUUCAAGAUCUUCACCGAUGCUGGCCGUGUUUGCCGACCACUCUAUGUCAUCGAUAACGAUCCGAAGAGCGAGAACUGCGGUAACCUAGUCCUGAACAAGGAGCAUAUUCGCAAGUUGGAGCAGGACAAGGAUCUCCCACCGGAUCUUGAUCCAGAAGACCGCCGCGAGCGAUACUUCGGAUGGGACGGACUAGUCAAGUCAGGAGUUGUUGAGUACGUGGAUGCGGAAGAAGAGGAGACAAUCAUGAUUGUCAUGACGCCAGAGGAUCUGGAGAUCUCAAAACAGCUUCAAGCGGGAUACGCGCUUCCUGAAGAGGAGCACGACAAGAACAAGCGCGUGCGGUCCAUUCUGAGCCAGCGCGCGCACACCUGGACGCAUUGCGAGAUCCACCCCAGUAUGAUUCUUGGUGUUUGCGCCAGUAUCAUUCCCUUCCCAGAUCACAACCAGUCGCCUCGUAACACAUAUCAAUCUGCUAUGGGUAAACAGGCUAUGGGUGUGUUCUUGACCAACUUUGACCAGCGCAUGGAGACCAUGGCGAAUAUUCUUUACUAUCCUCAGAAGCCAUUGGCGACAACGCGCUCGAUGGAGUUCCUGCGGUUCCGUGAAUUGCCUGCCGGUCAGAAUGCGAUUGUGGCUAUCGCCUGUUACUCGGGAUACAACCAGGAAGAUUCCGUCAUUAUGAACCAGAGCAGUAUCGAUCGUGGUCUUUUCCGCAGUCUAUUCUACCGUACAUACACAGACAGCGAGAAGAUGGUUGGUCUUACUGUUGUUGAGCGUUUCGAAAAGCCGAUGCGAUCCGACACAAUUGGCAUGCGAAAGGGCACGUACGACAAACUCGACGAAGACGGUAUCAUCGCACCCGGUGUUCGUGUCUCGGGAGAGGAUAUCAUCAUCGGUAAGACUGCUCCUCUCGCUCCGGAUGCAGAGGAGCUCGGUCAGCGCACCAAGGCCCACACCAAGCUGGACGUGUCGACACCCCUCCGUAGCACGGAAAAUGGUAUCGUCGACCAGGUGUUGGUUUCGACCAGCAACGAUGACCUGAAGUUUGUCAAAGUGCGCAUGAGGACGACCAAGAUCCCGCAGAUUGGCGACAAGUUCGCCUCGCGUCACGGCCAAAAGGGUACAAUCGGUAUUACCUAUCGCCAGGAAGAUAUGCCCUUCACUCGCGAGGGUGUUACACCCGAUCUUAUCAUCAACCCCCACGCCAUUCCGUCUCGUAUGACCAUUGCCCACUUGAUCGAGUGUCAGCUCAGUAAGGUGUCUGCGCUGCGUGGUUUCGAGGGAGACGCCACUCCAUUUACGGAUGUCACUGUGGACUCGGUAUCCCGUCUUCUCCGUGAACACGGCUACCAGUCCCGUGGCUUCGAGGUGAUGUACAAUGGCCACACCGGACGCAAGCUGGUCGCACAGGUCUUCUUGGGGCCCACAUACUACCAGCGUCUGCGACACAUGGUAGACGACAAGAUUCACGCUCGUGCGCGCGGCCCGACGCAGAUUUUGACUCGUCAGCCUGUAGAAGGUCGUGCCCGUGACGGUGGUCUUCGAUUCGGAGAGAUGGAGCGCGACUGUAUGAUUGCCCACGGUGCGAGUGCCUUCCUCAAGGAGAGAUUAUUCGACGUCUCCGACCCCUUCCGUGUCCACAUUUGUGAUGACUGCGGGCUGAUGACCCCCAUCGCGAAACUGAAGAAGGGACUUUUCGAGUGUCGACUGUGCAACAACAAGCACCGAAUCUCUCAGGUGCAUAUUCCGUAUGCAGCCAAGCUUUUGUUCCAAGAGCUGGCGGCGAUGAAUAUUUCGGCUCGUAUGUUUACCAACCGGUCCGGCGUCUCCGUGCGAUGA